AUGGUGAAGAAGGGCAAAGGCAAGGCUGAGCAGCCUGCCGCUGGUCCGGCCAACCCCGCCAAAGAUGCAGCCAAAGGCAAAAAGGGCCAAAAGACAGCCGAGCCCGCCGCCCCUCCGGUCCCGGCUGCACCGCCGCCGAAGCCCACGGUCAAGCAAAUCAUCGGAGGCUCGUCCUGGACGGGAAAACUCCCCGUCAACUUGCUGAGCGAGUACUGCCAAAAGCAGCAGUGGGGGAAGCCCGACUACGACACGAGGAAGACGCCCGAGGGCUUCUCGGUUUGGGUCACGUUGAGCGCCAAAGACCCGAAGACGCAAGAGAUGACGAAGCUGGACCCCUUCAAGAUCCCACCGACUCACAAGCAUCUACUGCUCAGGGACACGGCACUGGAGGCCAAGCAUGCGGCGGCUACGUACGCCCUCUUCCGCGUGUGCAGCAUGCAGAACAAGCACACCGUGCUGCCGCCGGACUACAAGUCCCUCUGGAAAGAGUUCCAGGCGCUGAAAGCGCAGGACGUCAAGGAGGGAAAGGCGUGGAUGUACGAGGCCGACCCUUUCAAGGCGCUGCAGGAACGCCAGGACGCUAAGGCCGCCGCCGAGAAGAAGAGAAAGGAGGCCGAAGCCGCAAAGGCCAAGGCGAAGGAUAUGCACGGCGCGGCGGGCCUCGUGCUAUUGAGCGGCGCCAACGGAGGUGCAGGGCCCAACCCAAUGAAGGGGUGGAUCACGGCGCCCAAGGUCGAGAUGGGCAGGAAGACGAGAGUGCAGCUCGAGGGACUGCUGCGACAGGGAAUCACCUGGAACCCACACGGCGUGCGCAUGCCUCAGAACCGAAAGGACGCGGUGGUUGCGGAGCUGGCCAAGCUGGGCUUCCGCCGCAGCCACGUCGCGGAAGCUGUCGAGUACUGCAAAGACCGGGAGGAGACGCUGGAGUGGCUGCUAAUCCAUGUGCCGGAGGACGACCUGCCGCGGUGGGUGUUGCCCGAGAGCUACUCGGCCGGCAUCUCCGUUGGAGCCACCAACUUGAGGCGGGAGGGCAUCAUCAAGUCGCUCUCGGAGACGGGUUACUCCCUGGAGCUCUGCACAAGGCUGGUCGACGAAAAUGGGGGCGACGAGGGCAAGGCCGCCGAGGCGUUGCAGAAUAUCCUGCUCUCUGCAACCUCGACCGAGCAGGCGUCCGAUGGCCCGGAUGAUUUUCUCGACCUGGGCUCUCCCGAAGAGCAGUGGCAAGAGGAAGUCGAAAGCCUCGAGGCCAUGUAUGGCGAAAACUUCCGCCGCGAGGGCGAUCAGGUCAUUCAGAUACGUCUGGAGUCUGUCAGGAACGCGCAAGAUCCGAAGCAGGGCGAGGUGGAGGCCUUUCUUCAAGUCCGGAAAGCAUCGAGCUAUCCAAAGCAUCUGAUUCUCGCCAUUGUCGCCAAGCUCCCGUCGUACAUAAAGCUGAGCGUCACAAAGAAGGCGCUGGCGUACAUGGAAGAGUCCCUUCAGGACGAGCCGAUGAAGAUAUACCUCGUCACGGAUUGGGUCCAGCAGAACAUCAACGCCAUCAUAGACAACCCGGGUAAACUGGUGGACAUUUCCGCGGUGUCGUCCGCUGCUUCCGAAAACCACCCCGUACCAUCGGCAGCAUCAAAACAGCGGUCCCGAAGGCCCCCAAGACACCUCCAAUGGCGGACGGACACCCAGAGCACGGAACGAUGGCUCAAAAGACAAGAAAGUCCCGCUUGGAAGGAUAUGCUGGCGAAGCGGAAGAGGCUGCCUGCUUGGCAAAUGCGAGAGCGCAUUAUUCAGACCGUCAUCGACAACCACGUUACCAUCAUCAGCGGAGAGACGGGAUCCGGAAAGUCCACACAGUCUGUGCAGUUUAUUUUGGAUGACUUGUACGGGCAGGGCCUUGGCGAAUGUGCCAACAUGAUUGUUACGCAGCCGCGCAGAAUUUCAGCGCUUGGCCUCGCGGACAGAGUGGCGGAAGAACGGUGCUCCCGUGUGGGCGACGAAGUUGGAUAUGCCAUUCGUGGAGAGUCACGGCAGUCACGGGACACGCGAAUCACAUUUGUUACGACCGGCGUUUUGCUGCGGCGAUUGCAGACGUCUGGCGGGCGAGUCGACGACGUCGUGGCAGCGUUGGCGGAUGUGAGCCAUGUCAUCAUCGACGAGGUCCACGAAAGAAGCUUGGAUACCGACUUCCUACUGAAUCUCAUCCGAGAGGUGAUGAGGACGAAAAAGGACAUGCUCAAGCUUAUCCUCAUGUCGGCGACCCUCGACGCGGACACAUUCAAGUACUACUUCGCCUCGGAGGGCUUGAAUGUUGGUACCGUUGAGAUUGCCGGUCGAACCUUCCCCGUCGAUGAGUAUUACCUUGACGAUGUCAUCCGCAUGACAGGCUUCAAUGCCGAAGCCAACGACAAGGGUUUCAUCGGUGACGAGGCAAUGGGCAAGAUCAUCCAGAAACUUGGACACAGAAUCAACUACAACCUGCUUGCGGAGACUGUCAAGGCCAUCGACUUUGAGCUUUCCUACGAAAAGAAGACGGGCGGCAUCCUUAUCUUCCUGCCCGGCGUGGGUGAAAUCAACCACGCAUGCAACUACCUGCGGUCGAUAAACUCCUUACACGUCCUACCCCUUCAUGCGUCCCUGGAGACGCGAGAGCAGAAGAGGGUAUUUGCUAGUCCACCGCCUGGGAAGCGCAAGAUCGUGGUGGCUACCAACGUCGCAGAAACGUCCAUCACCAUCGAUGACAUUAUCGCCGUGAUUGACAGUGGCAAGGUAAAGGAGACUAGCUUUGACGCGCAAAACAAUAUGCGGAGGCUCGAAGAGACGUUCGCGUCGCGAGCGGCGUGCAAGCAGAGGCGUGGUCGCGCGGGUCGCGUCCAGGAGGGCCGGUGUUACAAACUCUUCACGCAAAACCUUGAGCAGCAGAUGGCCGAGCGCCCGGAGCCAGAGAUCCGGAGAGUGCCGCUCGAGCAGCUCUGCCUCUCGGUGCGUGCCAUGGGCAUGCGCGACGUGGCACUCUUCCUGGGCCGGUCGCCCACUCCGCCGGCGGCGCUGGCCAUCGAGGGCGCUAUCAAGCUGCUGCAGCGUAUGGGCGCCAUGGAUGGAGACGAGCUCACGGCCAUGGGCCAGCAGCUUGCCAUGCUUCCGGCAGAUCUGCGAUGCGGCAAGCUCAUGGUGUUUGGCGCCAUCUUUGGCUGCUUGGACGACUGCGUGACGAUUGCAGCCAUCCUCAGCGCCAGAAGCCCGUUCCUGUCGCCGCAGGAGAGAAGAGAGGAGGCGAGAAGCGCGAGGAUGACCUUUUUCAGCGGGGACGGCGACCUCAUCACAGAUCUCGAGGCCUUCCACCAGUGGGACGGGCUGAUGCGAGACCGCAUCCCGCAGCGACAGGUGAGGUCGUGGUGCGACGAGAACUUUCUCUCCUUCCAGACAUUGUCGGAUAUCUCAAACACCAAGUCGCAGUUUUACACGGCGCUUUCUGAGAUCGGCAUCGCCACGCCGUGGAAGGCGGACGCAUCCUCGAGCGCGGCCCAGCGAGACCCGUUGCUGAUACGAGCUCUGAUCGCGUCAGCCUUUGCGCCGCAAAUCGCGAGGAUCCAGUACCCGGACAAGAAGUACGCGAGCUCCAUGUCGGGCGCCGUGGAGCUGGAUCCGGAGGCGCGAUUGAUCAAGUACUUUAACCAGGAGAACGGGCGCGUGUUUGUGCACCCGAGCAGCACGCUGUUUGGAAGCCAAGGCUUUUCGGGAAGCGCGGCGUACAUGUCGUAUUUUAGCAUCAUUUCGACGAGCAAGAUAUUUAUCCGCGACCUGACGCCCUUCAACGCGUACACGCUGCUCAUGUUCUCGGGCGCCAUCGAGCUGGACACGCUCGGCCGCGGCCUGCUGGUGGACGGAUGGAUCCGACUGCGAGGCUGGGCGCGCAUCGGCGUGCUGGUGGCGAGGCUGAGAGGCAUGGUGGACGACGUGAUUGCCAAGAAGGUGGAGAACCCGGGGCUGGACGUCGGCGAGGACAAGGUGAUUCGGAUGGUGAAGAAGCUGAUUGAGCUCAACGGGUUGGAUGCAUAA
Molecule: messenger RNA, 4047 nt
Organism: Purpureocillium lilacinum
Lineage: Eukaryota; Fungi; Ascomycota; Sordariomycetes; Hypocreales; Ophiocordycipitaceae
Cellular component (GO): intracellular anatomical structure
Molecular function (GO): RNA binding; ATP binding; protein binding
Source: RefSeq, a predicted model, not a curated record